Molecule: messenger RNA, 1800 nt
Organism: Candidula unifasciata
Lineage: Eukaryota; Metazoa; Mollusca; Gastropoda; Stylommatophora; Geomitridae
Source: the annotation of a GenBank genome assembly
AUGAGACCAAGAACGGCGCAGAAUCUUCGCGGCCCAGCCUGCUCAUUGUGUGAUAUUAUUCACUUUGGGUACUUUCAUCAGAUCAACCUGCUUGUCUCCAAAGGAAUCCAUGUCAAUGCCAGAGACGCUUUUGGCAGAACCCCACUCAUCCUGUGCGCCUUCAUGCAACCUGAAGACUGGGGAGUCGGAACAGCCAUGACUCUGAUCGAGCACGGCGUCUAUCUUGGUGAAAGGGACUGUUUUGGCAGAAAUGUUUUACAUUAUGCGUGUAUUUAUGAACGUCAAAAACUGGUUCCAGUUUUACUCCGGGCGAUAGAUUUUGACCUCAACCAGGCAGAUACUCUAGGAAAUACGGCCCUCCACUAUGCAGCGAUGUCAGGAAAUGUAUCGAUAACAAACCUGUUGGUGCAGAGCUACAAGAAGUACCGUCUCAAGGCGAACAAAGUCAACCGCCAAGGAAAAACUGCCAUUGAAGAGGCUCUGACGUGUGGUAAUACAGCAUGUGCUGGUGUCAUAGAGGAGGAACUAGCCCAAGAUCAGCAAGAAAGCACCACGAAAGAUGUUCAUUUCAGAUACAGAGCUGAUAUUGGUUCGCUUACAGACAAUGUGACAUCACAAAGUUUGCCUGUUUUAGGAACAAAUAAAUUUCGAAGAUCAACGUCGGCAGCCAUUUUAAACAGACGUGAAUCCAGCUCUUCCAAUAAUUCCUCCCACAAGGGGCGGCUACUCAUAUCUUCAGUGGGCAGAUUAAAUAACACAAAGAGUGGAUACACAAGAAAAUCUUCCAACCCUCUUUACUCAAAAGGGUACAGGCGAGACGAAGAAAUAAUAACUUGCGCACCGAUUAGGGACUUCCGGAACACACCGGAAUAUGUCUGCAAGCUUGCUCGCCUGCCCUACGAUAGCAACUGUUGGAGCCAUGUGACAGCCAAAGAGGACAACCCCUGGGAAGACACUAGCAUCAUAUGCCAGAGGCAGCAUAAUGGAAGUGACUGGCGCCGGGAGUUGGAGCGGCUGUUCAAGGUGUACGAACAUCAAUGCUCAGCGUCAUGGCGGACCAGCAGGCAGCUUGAUCAAUCAGAGGCAGCUGCGCCGACAUCCAGUGCAGGAACCGAGGACGACGACAAGGGUAAAAAGGGAAGGAGUUGUUCGAGUGUCGCUAAGGGUCAGCAAUGGAAAGAUAGUCCAGAGCCAAAGAAAAGAGUGUCCAGCGUCCGGUCUCGACGGUUACCCAAUGGCAAGCAUGUCGGAGGCGCCACCGCAGAUGGUUCUCUGGACACAAGCACCGAGUCUAUCAACAGCUUCACCUCCAUCAAACGGAAGGGCCUGGAGAAAGAAAGCAGUCUGGGAAGGUCUGGGCCUUCUUCACCACUACCCACAGUGACUGCCUCAAAGAAAAAUCCAAGCACUGGAGACACUGCACCUCAGCUAGUGAACACCAAGGGAAACAUGGCACUACCAAUUAGCAGCUUUACCAAUGAAGCGUCAAUGAAUCUGUCUGCUCCAAAUGAUGCCACUUUGCCGUCACCAGUCCCAGCGCAAAUGCUGACGGGUGAAGGCAUUAGCUCAGCUUUGAGAAGUGGGAGUAACCAGUUAAUGUCCUCAAACUCUACACACAAAGAUGAUGCAACUGUUCCACUGCCGAAGAUUACAGUGGUUAAAGAGGUGGUUCCAACAGAAGACACGCAGACCAGCAGCAGCAACUCCCAGCAGUAUGUAGAUACAAACAAACUUUGGGUUCAGAAUCCCUAUGAGAGCAACAACAACGAAGCUGACGAUGAGACCGUUACCAGCGAUUAG